AUGGUGGACAUGGACAUGGACAUGGACGAUGCGACAAGGCUCAUCGGAGACCUGCAUCAGAAGCUAGCCGACUUGGACCACAAGGUCGCAGCCUACCGCCAAGACAUGGCAACCGAGUUCCAUCGAUACUCGCGCCAACUACUCCAAAACAUCCCACCCGACAUAUCAGCCGAGGUCGAUCGUGCCGUCGCCGCUACCUUGGUCAACUAUCCCGCGCUGCGUCCCGCCCUCGUUCCACCACGACACUUGUCUGACUCACCCCCACCGCCGCCCACCGACGACGCCGGAUUCCUCACCGAAUCCCACAGCAACCCCGACGACGCCCACCACCCUCCGCCGCCGCCGUCGCCCAAGUCCACCCCUCCAUCCGUCCUUCCCCAUGCCGGCACUGCUGCCCUAACCUCUCCCGAUACUGCCUACGAUCGGGAAAGGGAUAGGGAUUUCCACGGCCUCUUCACCCCAAGCUACCUGCCCCUGCUCGACAGCUCACACUCGUCGCCAGCGCCAGCGCCAGUAUCAGCACCGGCACCGGCACCGGCACAGACAACGACACCAACACCAGCAUCAGCAACCCACUCGCCAACCCUGUCACCGGCUUCGAAGCCUGCUACCGACGACGACGACGACGACGGCGACGAUAUGGGUCGGCGUAAGCCCGCACAGCCGAGGGAGCAGCAGCAGCAGCAGCAGCAGGAGUCUGCUACGAGCCAGCCAUCGGUGGUCGCUACCACCCAAGCCCCCGAUCGACCGACCCACGAACGCCGUGGAACCAAUGACACGACAUCCUCUGGCGCAUCGGAGCAGAGCGACUCCAAGGUGCGCCGCAGUGCCUUGCGCAGGGCUUCGAGCGGAUCCAAGCCCCCAGCCAGCCCCAGGCGAGUGCGCUUCGAGUUCGAGGGCGGGGAAGUGCUGCCGACAACCUCGCCCCAGUCGUCGGAGCCGUCGCUGGUGCUGUCACACACCCUCGCCAAUUCGAGGUCACCCCCUCCACCGGAAGACGACUCAAUGAGUGUCGAGUCCAUUCUGGGCCCCGACGAGGACAGCGGGCCGCCGCCGAAGAAGGUGUCUUCUUCCCAAGCUCUUCGUGCUCUCUCCCGGGCCCCCUUGGAUGCAAACACUGUCUGGACUGUCGUAAAUCCCGAAGCCAUGGAAAAGGAAAAUGGAAGCAUGGCGACGUCAGAUUCAGAGACCUCGUUGCAAACAGACGAUGCCCCAAAGCCUGCCCCGACGCUGCAAACACCACCAACACCACCAAGAGCUACUGUCUCGGAGCGCAAACAGACACCGAGGACUUCAGACCCAGAGCCUCCGGUGGCGGUGAAUAAGAGAAGGGAUGACAACAAAGAUGAAGAUGACGACGACAGUUCCUCUGAUGACGAGUUCUUGGCCAUGGCAAAGCCAAAGUCCUUUGCCAACAAAAAGGCCAUUCUUUCACCAUUAUCACGCUCACCGACCAGAACAUCAUCCGUUCCCUACAGUCCAACCCCAGACAAAACCGGGUCACGCAGCGAAAACAGGUCCUUUUUAGAGCAAAGGGAUGCUGACGAAGACGAGGACGACGAUGACAUGUUCCACUUCGAGGGGCUCAGUGCACCCCCCAAGCCUCGAUUCCGACCAGCGCCGAUACAGGAAGAGGAGGAAGAGGACGAGGACGAUGAUGAAAACCGGGCACACGAGCCGGCGGCACCGACGUUAUACUCGACCUCGCCCGCUGUAUCGAUUCCCAAGGCGCCGGAGCCAGCAAUUCCAGCCCAUCUCAUUUCGGGCUCGGUGGGUUCGUUCAGAGGCCGUCCCGUCACGAUGCCCGUGGUCAAGAGCCUUGACGUAUACCAACAAGCGGCCUCGCUUGGUGACGUCAGCAGCUUUAUCGGAGGGCUGGAUGGGCGCAGCGGUGUCGACGAUGGAGAUCUCAACAGCUAUCGUGCCAGCGUCGGGCAGUCGCUGUUCUCCGGGACGCCUCGAAGCUUGACGGAACGAAUGAUGAUGGAAGAGGCACAGAGUCAGAGACGGGCGGCAGCGCAGCGACCACACUGA
Messenger RNA from Colletotrichum higginsianum IMI 349063, 2034 nucleotides. RefSeq lists its product as uncharacterized. The coding region runs from base 1 to 2034 and encodes 677 amino acids. The record is from RefSeq and is a predicted model, not a curated record. The transcript has a single exon. Lineage: Eukaryota; Fungi; Ascomycota; Sordariomycetes; Glomerellales; Glomerellaceae.